AUGUGGCUGUACCCUUUCUUUGAAGAUGAAUUGAUCCGUGAAACUACAAUUAACUGUGCCGAGCGAGGGCUGCUGCUGCUUCGCGUCAGGGAUGAAAUCCAGAUGACAAUUGCUGCUUACCAGACGUUGUACGAGAGCAGCGUUGCGUUCGGUGUGCGGAAGGCGCUGCAGGCUGAGCAAGGCAAAGCUGACAUGGAAAAAAGAAUUGCAGAACUAGAAGGGCAAAAGCAGGAGUUGGAAAGACAAGUGAGCGAAGAGAAAGCCAAGUGUAAAGCUAUUGAAAAGCGUGAGGAUGAAAAGCGACAGCUAGAAGAGAAGAAACACACUGAAGAGGUUCAGCACCUGAAACAAAUGAAUCAACAGCUGAAGGCCCAACUUGAAAGCAUCAUUGCACCAAAUAAGUAG
This is a messenger RNA of Apaloderma vittatum (bar-tailed trogon), 405 nucleotides long. RefSeq names its product dynein, axonemal, light intermediate chain 1 (gene DNALI1). The record is from RefSeq and is a predicted model, not a curated record. Lineage: Eukaryota; Metazoa; Chordata; Aves; Trogoniformes; Trogonidae. The transcript has 3 exons. Gene Ontology annotation, cellular component: filopodium; axoneme. Bases 1 to 405 code for a protein of 134 amino acids. Gene Ontology annotation, molecular function: dynein heavy chain binding.